UAUAAAGUUAGCGAAGUUCAGUAAUCAAUAACUGAAAUUCAAAUUGUAUUUCAAAGAUGAAUUAUCUUUUUAUUAUUUCUACUGCUAGCUGCGUUUUGGAACUCGUUAUUCCGGCAAUAGCUAAGUUUCUCACAGGUUGUAUAACUAAAGAAGCUGAAUCAGACCAACCCCUACAUAGAGAUCUGAUUGAGCUCAAUCGUCAAAUGGAACAAAUUUCAAUGGUUGAUGAAUUUGCCAAGUAUGCAAGGCUUCAACGUCAGUGUAACAAGUUGGAAGCCAAAUUAUCCACCAGAGUCGAGACAUUAAUGAUGUCGAGAAUGAAGCUGAGACUAUUGCUUACAUACAGCAUGAGAAUUUUGAAUGGUAUCAUUGCUGCAAUUUUGUUGUACCUUUACCGCUUGGAACCUAUUGCUGUUCUACCAAAAGAUGCAUUAUGGCCCCUACAAAAUAUUCUCAGUUGGCCGUGCCCUCUUGAAAAUUCUAUUUCAUUAACAAUGUGGUUAGUGAUAUCAAGACUGGCAAUUUCAAGCUUAAAAUAGUUGCAGGUUACACAAAUUGUACCACAGAUGGAUCAUAAAUGCAAUCUCUGUUACCAAUGUUACCACAAGCCAUGUUACCUUAUCCAAUAUUACAUAGCGUAAUACUGUGACUAAUGUGGUUAUUUCUAUGCAUUUUUCACACAGAUAUAUCUUUUUGACACGAGGAAAUUAUUCUGUA
This is a messenger RNA of Diprion similis, 717 nucleotides long. RefSeq names its product guided entry of tail-anchored proteins factor 1-like. Gene Ontology annotation, biological process: tail-anchored membrane protein insertion into ER membrane. The record is from RefSeq and is a predicted model, not a curated record. NCBI's taxonomy places the organism in Eukaryota, Metazoa, Arthropoda, Insecta, Hymenoptera, Diprionidae. The coding region runs from base 57 to 539 and encodes 160 amino acids. The transcript is spliced from 4 exons.